UGAUUGUGUGAUACAGACUAUUUCUCCCUCCCUUUCCAGUUGUGGAUAUGGCGUCCGCCGCGGGUGCUGUGUAACAGCCCUGCGCACCGGAGCCAACCAUUAUGAGAUAGGAAAAAGAGAGAGAGAGAGGGAGAGGGUGAGAGGCGGAUAGAUGCAAGCAAUAGGGGGAGGGGUGGAGAAAAGGAGGAGAGCGUGAUUGUGUGUGUGGAUGGAUGGAUAGGAGCCUACCGCCGGGCUGUGCCGCCGCUGCUGCUGCUAGAGGAGCGCGCACACACAUACAAGGCACACACACACACACACACACACGCUUGGGGAGGAUAGUGUGUGUGAGCCAGCCAGCCAGUCGGUGUGAGUGUGUGAGCCAUGUUGGAUGUGAAUGAACGGGAGGAGAGAUGCUGCUGCCGCGCCGCUCCUAACGCUCAGACACCCAGCUCCACGGACCACAGCGGGUAGAUGCCAACUCUCCAGGCCGAGGGAGACACGGGGGAGCCUGGGGGAAGGUGUCGGGCGGUGCUGGCGGUCCUGGAACUGGCCACCUAGCCGGAACGAGGGAACGAGAGAAGUAACGGGGAAGAAGGGAAGGCGCGCUCGAGAGAGAGAGAGAGAGAGAGAGACCGAGAGAGAAUAGGUGGAAGAGGGUGAAAGGAGGGGAGAUACGGAGAAAGGAAGAGACUAAAUGGCUGCACCGCUACCGGGCUUCACCCCGCUCCUGCUCUCGUCUCUGGCACUCCACCUGCUUCUCCUCGGCCCUUUGUUCGCCCUCGCCCCGGGGACGGUGAAUACAGGAGGGGUUUCCAACACAUGGAACCCGGGCCUCUGCUACCGAGACGCCGGUAAAGUGAGCCAGCAGCAGCAGCAACAGCAGCAGCAGCAGCAGCAGCAGCGAGAGGAAGCAGGGGAGUCGCCGAGGGGCAGCUGGAAUCUACACCCGAGCAGGUGGACCGUGAAGCGGAUACGGACCGAGGGAGGAUGCUCUGGAGUGCGGCGCGCUGGAGGCACGCUGGGAGGAUAUCAGCCGGAUGGGGCGAGGUGGACGCGGAAAGCGAGGCUGAAAGGAGUCGGGACGUUUUGGAAGAGUGCAGGCGGCCCACCGGCUCCAUCCCCAUCCCCAUCACCUCCUCCUCCUCCCCCUCCUCAUCUCCACCCCGGCAUUAGGAGCAGGUGGAACUCCCAUGGCGUCGGCUCGGGAGAGGGAGUGGAUAGAGGGAGGAUGGGAAGCCAGGGCGUUGUUUCACCUCCCGCUUCACCUGCGUUCACCUCCCUGCCGGCUCAGAACGGGAAAAAAAGAGCAGUACAAAGGACUAGAGCGUGCGCGCAACGGUGGCCGGCGUCGAGGCCACACCUCGCCAAACGCGGUGCCGCCGGAGCCUUUGUGCACGCAUCUGGCCUGUCCAGGGCACCCGGAAGUGGAGGGAGGAGAGGGGGAGAGGUGUGGGAGAGGGCUCGUGAGGUGAGCAGGCUCCUUGCCAAGCGCUGCUCCCACACACCGGGAUUUGUCCGCUGGCCAAGACCCGGAGAGCAAAACCUCUCCAACCCCUCACCUGACCCCUUUGGAUGUAUUUCAUCACGUGCUGAUAUUUCAAACAACACCUUCACAUUCCACCCGGUUUUCACCAACAGCUCGGCAUCUAAAGCGGAUUACGUUUUUAGUUUUCCAACUUGUAAUUCCCCCCGAACCGACUGCGCCGAUACAACUCAACAGCAACCGGUUUACGGGAACAGCAACAAGAAAAAGACGGUUCGGGGUGAUGAUGACGGGGGCCCAGCCAGGGUGGACAGGAGGGCUGGUAAUUGUUCUCAUUUGGGCAGGCACAAUGUUAUCGAUCCCAGCAGCAGCGAUGAGGGGGGUGAUGAUAGCUGGUUGAGUGGGCACAUUAGGAGCAGAGAGGAGGAGAGGAGGGCGAGGAACGGAGGGAAAGAUGAGGGGGGAGACGCGUGCAGAUGUGGUACACUGGCUGUAAUUAACCACAGUGCCAGGGCGCACCCGAGUUGCUGGGUACCACCUCUACCUGAUGAAAGACCUCACUAUGCCAGAAUUGUGUGCCAGAGGAUGGACGCGGCUGAGGGUAGGGAGGGAAAGCAUGGAAGAGGAGGAGGGGUGAAUCACGGCAACAAACACAUUAAUUUAUCUAAUUACCCGGAUAAUGAUUUGGCUUUUCCGAUUCUGACGCUCUUAUAUAGUACUGAUAAUGAGCUUCAGCUGGGGAAAUCAGUACCAGCAACCAGGGGGCAGAGCAGGCCAGCCCAGGGAGAGAGCAGGGAGGAUCCCGGCAGUUGCUUUGGUUGUUUGGACAGAAAAGAAUUGGGGGAUGGACAUUUCGCCGGGUUUAUGGUCCCCGAGGGAGACAUAGCUGCGAGGAAUCCCCUCAUCCAAUUUAAACUCCGCGCAGAGACGCCCGGCCAAAAGCUUCUAUCUGAUAAAAGCGCUAUUCUUGACACCGCGCUAAAAUAUUCUGGCCAAAUGAUCGAUACGCCCACUCAAACACAAACAGGCUGUUACGCGGCAAGUGGAAAACGAUCCACACCGCUCUUUUUAUCUGGCGGAGAAGCGACUGCAACUUCUGAGACCGCGUCUGCCGGUGACUCAGGCUUUUUCUCGCCUGCAAAGUUUCCCGUUAAAUCUCCCGGUGCUGUGUCAGACGCGACUCGCUCCGCGGCAGCAACAGCGAAAGUAAAACACCUGUCGUCUUUCUCGCGCAUUAACCUGACCACGUGGCGGGGCGACUCGCUUCGCUCGCGCUCUCCCGAAGACGCGAUUUCAGCACAUCGGACAGCUCCGCUUAAUGCCGAGCGCGUGUUUCUGUGGAGCAGAUUCAACACGAACAGCAAUAAUAACAACAACAACAACGAUGAGGGGGAUGAGGAGGUAAACGGAUAUAGUCACGAUGCUGAGGUGGAAAAAUCACCGUGGCGUGGUCAGGCGCAACAGCAGAAAGAGAUAGUACACGAGGGCUGCGACGAAGCCAUUUCCACUGACUGUUCAGCCACGGAGCGUUCAGACCGCGCACAUAUGCAAUUAAAAUCUGGUAAGCAAGUGCCACCAGAGCCCGAAGGUGUCAGACGGUCGUAUAGGCAGCAGCAGAUGGGGGGCGAGGGAGAAGGGGAGACGGAGGGCGAGGGCUUGGAGGGGUCCGCCGCUGUUUGGGGAGGAAAAUUACAGGUGGGGGAGGGCGAAAGAGAGGCGCGGCCGAUGGGAGGGAGAGAACCAGAGGAGGUGAUGGAAAAGGGAAUAACAAAGGCAAGCCACGCAGAGGAGAAAGAGUCAGAGGGAGGGAAGGGUCAGGAUAGGGGUAGUACAGAUAGCAAAAGAGAGAAGAGAGCGAGCCGGGAUGAAAGCCACCAGGGAGGAGAGGGGGAUGAGAGGGAAGCGGAGGAGGGGGAGGAGGACCAAAGGCACAGUUCAAGGGAAGAGAGGAGCCUGGAACGGCUGAUAGUAGUAGCAGAUGAUGAUACCUCACAGGGAGAAAGGGAGAGGAAGAUUUUGGUGCCUUGGCCUCGUUCCAGACGUGCAACCCACAAGCAGCCCCAGUUCUCAUUGUAUAACUACCAGGUACAAGUAGCCGAGAACCAGCCCCCCGGCACCUCAGUCAUCAUCAUGUCCGCCUCCGACACAGACGCAGGCGACGCAGGCAGGCUGAGCUACACAAUGGCCCCUCUGAUGAACAGUCGGUCGACUGACUACUUCCACAUCGACCCAGACACGGGCCUCAUCACCACCACUCAGAUCCUCGACAGAGAACACAUGGAUCAUCAUUACUUCCGGGUCACGGCGACCGAUCAUGGUUCCCCUCGCCUCUCCGGCACCACAAUGGUGGCCAUUAUGGUUACAGACCGGAAUGACCACUCUCCUAUAUUUGAGCAGGCCGAGUACAGGGAGACGAUCAGAGAGAACGUAGAGGAAGGCUAUCCCAUCCUGCAGCUGAGAGCGACGGAUUCAGACUCCCCCUCCAAUGCCAAUAUUCGUUACCGGUUUGUCGGUGACACCGCUGCAAUAGCACGAGAGGCCUUCGAGAUUGCCCCGCGCUCUGGCCUCAUUACAACCCGUGGAUCGGUGGACCGGGAGAUAAAUGAACACUACACUCUACAGGUGGAGGCCAGUGACCAAGGGAAGGAUCCGGGGCCUCGCUCUUCCACUGUCAAAGUUUUCAUCACCGUGCUGGAUGAAAAUGACAACGUGCCACAGUUCAGUGAGAAGCGCUACGUGGUGGCGGUGAAGGAGGAUGUGCGGCCUCACUCUGAGAUCCUCCGUGUGAGCGCUACAGACCGGGACAAAGACAGUAACGCCGCUGUUCACUAUAAUAUCAUCAGCGGUAACAGCCGGGGACAGUUUUCCAUCGACAGUGUCACCGGUGAGAUCCAGGUGGUGGCUCCACUGGACUACGAGUCCGAACGGGAGUACACACUGCGCGUUCGUGCGCAGGACAAUGGACGUCCACCUCUCUCCAACAACACAGGAAUUGUCAGUGUUCAAGUGACAGACGUCAAUGACAACCCGCCUAUCUUUGUUUCUACGCCGUUCCAGGCAUCGGUGCUUGAGAGCGCCCCGGUUGGCAGUUCCAUCCUCCACAUCCAGGCCAUCGACACAGACUCUGGUGAUAAUGCCCGGCUGGAGUACAGGUUAACUGGCACGAGCCCUGAUACACCAUUCAUUAUCAAUUCUGCAACAGGCUGGGUCACUGUCAAAUCCAUUCUGGACAGAGAAUCCGUUGAGCACUACUUCUUUGGUGUGGAGGCCAGGGAUUAUGGCAUGCCGCCGCUUUCUGCGACAGCAAGUGUUACUAUUACAGUGAUGGAUGUUAAUGACAACCGCCCCGAGUUCCUCCAAAAGGAGUACUACUCUCGGCUGAAUGAGGACGCAGUAGUCGGUACCAGCGUAGUGACUGUCACGGCUGUGGACCGUGAUGUCAACAGCGCAGUGACGUAUCAGAUAACAGGAGGAAACACCAGAAACCGAUUUGCUAUCAGCACAGCAGGAGGGGCUGGACUUCUCUCCCUGGCUCUACCACUGGACUACAAACAGGAGCGGCGUUACGUCCUGACGGUCACCGCCUCGGACCGCACCCUCCACGACACCUGCCAGGUGCACAUCAACAUCACCGACGCCAACACACAUCGCCCCGUAUUCCAGAGCGCCCACUACUCUGUUAGUGUGAACGAAGACCGGCCACCAGGAAGCACGGUAGUUGUGAUCAGUGCCACCGACGAUGAUGUGGGUGAAAAUGCUCGAAUCACAUACUUCCUGGAAGAUAACAUCCCACAAUUUCGCAUCGACCCAUCCACAGGGGCUAUAACGCUCCAGGCAGAGCUUGACUAUGAGGACCAGAUGACCUACACUUUGGCUAUAACCGCCAAAGACAAUGGCAUACCACAGAAAUCAGACACAACAUACGUUGAGGUGAAUGUGAAUGACGUGAAUGACAACGCACCUCAGUUCCUCAGUCCAAGAUAUCAGGGAACGGUGAGCGAAGACGCCCCUGCCUUCACCAGCGUCCUUCAGAUCUCAGCCACCGACCGCGAUGCACACGCCAAUGGCCGUGUUCAGUACACCUUCCAAAACGGUGAGGACGGAGAUGGCGAUUUCACCAUUGAACCCACGUCCGGUAUUGUCCGGACCAUUCGCCGCUUGGACCGUGAGAGCGUGCCGUUCUAUGAGCUCACCGCCUAUGCCGUGGACCGAGGCGUGCCCCCUCAGCGGACCCCUGUCCACAUCCAGGUGACUGUCCUAGAUGUGAACGACAACGCACCCGUCUUCCCUGCCGAUGACUUCGAGGUUUUAGUGAAGGAAAACAGCGCAGUGGGCUCAGUGGUGGCGCAGAUCACAGCCACCGACCCAGAUGAGGGUGCCAACGCUCAGAUCAUGUAUCAGAUUGUAGAGGGAAACAUCCCUGAGAUUUUCCAGAUGGACAUCUUCUCCGGGGAGCUCACUUCACUCAUCGAUCUCGACUAUGAGGCCCGCAAUGAGUAUGUCAUUGUAGUCCAGGCCACAUCCGCACCUCUAGUGAGCCGCGCCACGGUCCGGAUCCGCCUGGUGGACCAGAACGACAACCGGCCGACUCUACAGGACUUUCAAAUCAUUUUCAACAACUUUGUGUCCAACCGCUCCAACAGUUUCCCCAGCGGGGUAAUUGGGAGGGUACCCGCCCACGAUCCCGAUGUGUCAGACAGGCUGUACUACACCAUCGACCGGGGAAAUGAUCUCCACCUGCUGCUCCUGAAUCACACCAGCGGAGAGAUCAGACUGAGUCGAAAACUGGAUAACAACAGGCCGCUGGUGGCUCCCAUGCUGAUCACUGUCACGGAUGGCGUCCACAGCAUCUCGGCCCAGUGCGUUCUCCGCGUCCUCAUCAUCACCGAGGACAUGCUGGGCAGCAGCGUCACCGUCCGCCUCCAGAACAUGUCCCAGGAGCACUUCCUGUCGCCGCUGCUGGGGAACUUCCUGGAGGGCGUCUCGGCGGUGCUCUCGGUGCCGGUCGAAGACGUCUUCAUCUUCAACAUCCAGCCCGACCUGGAUGCGGCGCCGGGGGGGAUACUGAAUGUCAGCUUCUCCGCCGCGUUGCCCGGUGGACAUUUCUUCCCCUCCGAGGCCCUGGAGGAGCAGCUGUACCUGAACAGGCCGAGGCUGACGACGCUGACACAGAUGGAGGUUCUCCCGUUCGACGACAACGUGUGUUUGCGGGAGCCGUGCCAGAACUACAUGAAGUGCAUCUCCGUGCUGCGCUUCAACAGCUCUGCCCCCUUCAUCUCCUCGCCCUCCAUAUUGUUCCGGCCCAUCCACCCCAUUGCGGGCCUGCGCUGCCGCUGCCCGGUGGGGUUCACGGGCGACUACUGCGAGACGGAGAUCAACCUGUGUUACUCCAACCCUUGCCUCAACGGAGGAGUGUGUGCCCGCAGAGAGGGAGGGUACACCUGCAUCUGCCGCGAAGACUACACAGGGGACCGGUGUGAGUUUGACCGGCGGCAGGGCAGGUGUGUUCCAGGUGUGUGUCGUAACGGAGGGACCUGUCGGGAGCUUUCAGGUGGGGGUUUCAGAUGUGAGUGCCCCGCAGGAGGCUACGAGAGACCGUACUGCACCGUCACCGCUCGGUCCUUCCCACCAAAGUCCUUUGUCAUGUUCCGGGGCCUCAGGCAGAGAUUUCACCUCUCCUUCUCGUUAACAUUUGCCACCCUGGAGAACAGCGGCCUUCUCUUCUACAACGGACGCUUCAAUGAGAAACACGACUUCAUCGCUUUGGAGAUCCAAGAAGGACAAGUGGUGUUCAAGUAUUCCACAGGUGAAUCAUCCACUCAGGUUAGCCCCUUCUUGCCGGGCGGCGUGAGCGAUGGAAACUGGCACACGGUUCACAUCCACUACUACAACAAGCCGGCUAUACGCUAUCCCAAGCGCAGCAUGAGCGGUGAAGCCCAGGGUCCGUCGGACGAGAAGAUUGCCGUGGUGAGCGUCGACGACUGCGAUACGUCCCUGUCGCUUCGCUUCGGCACGCAGCUCGGAAACUAUAGCUGUGCUGCGCAGGGCAAACAGACCAGCAGCAAGAAGUCCCUGGACCUGACGGGUCCGCUGUUUCUGGGCGGAGUUCCCAACGUGCCCGACAACUUCCCCUUCGGCACCAGGGAGUUCAUCGGCUGCAUGAAAGAGCUGCACAUCGACAACAAGCCGCUGGACCUCGCUGGAUUCAUUGCCAACAAUGGAACGAUCGCCGGCUGCAGCGCCAAACUCCCCUACUGUAAGUCCAACCCCUGUCAGAAUGGAGGGACGUGCAGUGUGAGCUGGGAGACGUUCUCCUGCGACUGUCCUCUGGGAUACGGAGGAAAAGACUGCAGCCACGUGAUGACGCAUGUGCAUCGCUUCCUGGGUAACAGCGCCCUCUGGUGGGACCUGAAGAACGACGUGACCAUCUCCACGCCCUGGUACCUCGGACUAGUGUUCAGAACCAGGGCGCGAGAGGGGACGCUGCUGCAAGCCCAGGCCGGCCAGUACACCAGUCUGGUGUUCCAGGUGAUGAACGGUCAGCUGGUGUUCCUGGUGACACGCGGCUCGACCAGGCCGGUGCGACUGCGGCUGGACCAGGUUCAAGUGGCAGAUGGCCGGUGGCACGACCUCCAGCUGGAGCUGCGAGAUGUCCGCAGCGGCCGCGAGACGCGCUACGUGGCCACGCUGCGACUCGACUUUGGCCUCUAUCAGGGAACAGUGAUAGUCGGUAAUGAGAUUCACGGUUUGAAGGUGAAACAUCUGCACGUGGGAGGAGUGCUGGGCUCCGGAGAGGUUCAGAACGGGAUAAGAGGAUGCAUACAGGGCAUUCGGUUGGGUGUGCGGCCGGACUCCCCUGCCCUGCCCAAACCGUCCAAAACUGUCAAAGUGGAGACUGGGUGCAGCGUUGGCAACCCCUGCGCCUCAUCUCCUUGCCCGGCUCACAGCCGCUGCUCCGACCAGUGGGAGAGGCACAGCUGUAUAUGCGAACCAGGUUAUUACGGGAAAGGCUGCACGGACGCCUGCCACCUGAAUCCGUGUGAAAACGAGGCUCAGUGCCACAGGAAGCCCAGCUCCUCACACGGAUACAUUUGCGACUGUGGAGACAACCACUAUGGACAGUACUGCCAGCACAGGAUUGAUCACCAGUGUCCCAGGGGCUGGUGGGGAUCUCCGUCCUGUGGGCCGUGUCACUGUGACACCAAUAAGGGCUUCGACCCCGACUGCAACAAAACCAGCGGACACUGUCACUGCAAGGAGUUUCACUACCGUCCGCGCGGCUCUGACACCUGUCUGCCGUGUGACUGCUACCCGGUGGGUUCCUUCUCGCGUUCAUGCGACCCGGAGACGGGCCAGUGUCAGUGCAGGCCCGGUGUGAUCGGCCGCCAGUGCAACUCGUGCGACAACCCCUUCGCCGAGGUCACGAAUUCGGGCUGCGAAGUCAUUUAUGACGGCUGUCCGAAGACCAUCACUCAGGGGAUCUGGUGGCCUCGGACCAAGUUUAGUCUGCCGGCUGCAGUGCCCUGCCCCAAAGGCUCUGUCGGUGCAGCCAUCAGACAUUGUGAUGUGGAGAGGGGGUGGCUGGAGCCGGACCUUUACAACUGCACCUCACCUCCCUUUGUGGAGCUCAACGUCGCUCUCGAUUCCCUGGAGCGAAACGAGACCGAGUUGAACACCAUCAUGGAGAAGAAGCUCGCCCACCAGCUCCGGGACGUAACCGAGGCGACCGCUCGCCUCUACGGCAACGACCUGCAGAUAGCCGAGCGACUUCUGUCCCGCCUGCUCACGUUCGAGACCCAGCAGAGCGGCUUUGGACUCACCGCCACUCAGGACGCUCACUUCACCGAGAACGUCCUGCGAGGAUGCAGCGCCCUCUUGGGUCCCGGUACCUCCGGGCUCUGGCGAGCUCUCGCUCAGAGUCAGAGCCACAUCCCGGCUGGCGGCCCGGCCGAGCUGACGGAGCUGCUGGAGCUGUACGCCCAGAAUCUGGCCCAGAACAUGAAGCUCACCUACCUCAAUCCUGUGGCGCUGGUGGCACCCAACAUAGUCAUGAACCUGGACCGCUUGGAGAACCACACCCACGUGCGCCGGCGUUUCCCGCGUUACCACACCACCAUGUUUCGCGGACAGGCUCUGUGGGAUCCCUACACUCACGUGAUACUGCCCCCUGCUGCCCUGGUGCCGCAACGGCAGCAGCAACAAAACUGGAAGGAGAAGGAGCGGACGGAGAAGGAAUCUCCGAUCUCUCAGAACGGCGCUUCGGCCCCGGUCAGCAUCUCGGCCAAUCAGACGGGAGAAUACACCGCGGCCAGACGCACAGUUUCGCUGCCCGAGCCACCGAUCACCAUCGUCAUCAUGCUGAUCUACCGAAGUCUCGGAGCCGCUCUCCCUCCCAAGUACCACACGGACCGGCGGGGAGUGAGGCUUCCAAGACACCCAACAAUGAACUCCCCGGUGGUCACAAUCUCAGUCUACAACAACCAGACGUUUGUGGGUGGACACUUGGACCAGCCCAUCCUGCUGGAGUUCAAGCUGCUGGAGACGGCCAAUCGCAGCAAGCCUCUGUGUGUGCAGUGGAACCACAGCAGUCCACACGAGCCGGGAGGUUGUUGGACGGUGAGGGACUGCAUGGUGGUGUACAGAAACACCUCCCACGUCCGCUGUCAGUGCCACAGACUGGGCACGUUCGGCGUGCUGAUGGACAGUUCUCAGAGAGAGCAGCUGGAGGGGGACCUGGAGACGUUGGCCCUGGUCACAUACACCUCCCUGUGCGUCUCCAUGCUGGCCCUCCUCCUCGCCGUCCUGGUGCUGUCCUGCCUCCGCGGCCUCAAGUCCAACACCAGGAGCAUCCAUUCCAACACGGCGGCGGCCAUGUUUCUGUCGGAGCUCGUGUUUUUGCUCGGGGUCAAUCAGACCGAGCAGCAGUUCCUGUGCACGGUGGUCGCCAUCUUGCUCCAUUACUUCUUCAUGUCCACCUUCGCCUGGAUGUUCGUGGAGGGCCUUCAUAUCUACCGGAUGCAGACAGAGCAGCGAAACAUCAACUACGGAGCCAUGAGGUUCUACUACGCCAUUGGCUGGGGUGUUCCCGCCAUCAUCACAGGCCUAGCAGUCGGCUUAGACCCUGAGGGUUACGGGAACCCGGACUUCUGCUGGAUCUCCAUCUACGACAAACUCAUCUGGAGCUUCGCUGGUCCUAUCGGCAUCGUCCUACUGCUGAACGGAGGGAUUUUCACGAUCGUGGCCAAGAUGUCCUGCAACUCAUCUCAGAAGGAGACCAAGAAACUUCCUGUCAUUGCUACUGUCAGAAAUGCCUUCAUGCUGAUGCUGGUGGCCACCUCCACCUGGCUGUGCGGCCUGAUGGCGGUGAACAACAGCAUAUUGGCUUUCUACUACAUAUUUGACGUCCUCUGCUUGGUGCAGGGUCUGUCGAUGAUGCUCGUCUUCACCGUGUUCAACUCGGAAGUUCAGGAAGCCUGGAGAGUCGCCUGUCUGGGUAAGAAGAGCCCGGGAGAAGACACACCAAGACCACCACAGAACGCAGCUCAGAACCCGUACCACAACGCGUCUCUGUUGGAGCAGAGCGGGCUGCACCGCAUCACCCUGGGAACCUCCACCAUCUCCUCCGUCAGCUCCGCCAGAGAAAAUCUUUUGGCUCGUCAGACUCUGGAGCAAAACAUUGUCCACACCGGAGCGACAGACCUGGAUGUAGCCAUGUUCCACAGAGAUGGAGGUGAGGACUCGGACUCUGACUCAGACCUCUCCAUGGAGGAGGAGCGCAGCCUCUCCAUCCCUUCGUCCGAGAGCGAGGACAACGUCCGUCUCCGUGGUCGCAUCCAGCGGCGAUUCAAGCGCUCCAAUCACAGCGAGCGUCUGCUCACCGAACCCGCCAACAACGGCACAAAAGAUCUGGAUGGUAAUGACCUUUUGUCCUACUGGCCAGCUUUGGAGGAGUGUGAGACGCACACACUGCAGAAGUGGGGCUCGGAGCGCCCACUGGGGGGAGAUUACAGCAAGGACGCCGCCAAUAACAACCAGCUGGACGCGGCGCUGACCAGCGGAGACGAGAACGGCCUCACCCAGCCACACAGGCACCGCAAGGGUAUCCUUAAGAACCGCCUCGGCUGUCCUCCAGCGCUCCAGGGCCUGUCCUCCAUGGGCCGGGUCCCCAGCGAGCUCAACUGGUACCGAACCUCCACCCUGGGACACCGGGGGGUUCCCGCAGCCUCGUACGGCCGCAUGUACUCAGCCUCCGCGGGUGCCGGUGGAGGUUCGGGCUCCCUCUCCCAGCCGGCUUCGCGCUACUCCUCCAGGGAGCACCUGGACUCGCUCGCUCGAAGGCAGCUGUCCAGGGAUCCUCUUGGCAGGCAGACAGUUGGGGGGUCGAGGGACCGGCUGGACUCCCGGGGUUCCAGGGACAAUCUGGAUCUCCUACCGAGGAGGAGGGAGCUGGGACUCGGGCCAGGACCAGGUUUAGGGGCCUUGGAUCACCAGCGGGUCUCAUCGUCCAGGGAGAACUUGACAGGAUCCAGGGACAGACUGGACAACCAUCACGCGAGCAGCUUCCACGCCUCGAGGGAAGACUUGAGUGGGAACGGGGCGGCCGGAAUGGAGGCUUACCUCAGUGGGUCUAGGUCGCAGCUGAAUUCGCUGACUCGGCGGCAGGCCUCGUCCCGGGAGCACCUGGGAGGGGCGCUGAUGAGCAGCAGGUCGAGAGAGGAGCUGGAUCCCAGCGGGGCCCAGCAGGUCCAGCCGUGUCGGGAGUGGCUGCGCACGCUGCCUCCCCGCCAGCCCUCCCACCCGGACCAGCCCCUCUCCUCCUCGCCUCCUCCCCCCAUCUCCGAGGAGCCUCAGCAGGAGCAGCUACCUCCUUCAGCCCAAGUCAGAGGACGACUGGACUCCGCUCCUCCGUGUAGGUACCCCAGCCAGACUGUCCCCCAGGUCGCAGGUUCAAAUCCAGCCCCCCUGGGCCGACAGCCGUCCAGCGAACAGCUGGACAUCCUGUCCUCCAUCCUGGCUUCCUUCAGUUCCAACGUCCUUGCUCCUCCCGCCGCCGCGUCCAACCCUGGUCCCAACGGCUCCGUCCACGGAGCCUCCCCCUCCCCUCCCCAGUCGGCCACCUCCCACAGCAUAUCCGAAGUGUCCCCCGACUCAGAAGCCAACAGAAGUGAAGGACAGUCUUGAUGACAGCCUCCACACCCCACAACGGAUUGCAACGGUGCUGGAGGCACGAGGGACAAUAUCGAAGGUUGUGGACGGGCGGGAACCGCCGGGACAACGUGAGACACGGAGGGAGGACAAAAAAAAAAAAAAAAAGAGAAAACAUCCACUGAUAAAACCGCUUUCAUCUGUAGGCGGCGUAUACUGUAUAAAUCAAGUUGUUUUGAGUCCCGCCGCCUACAAUUAACUCUGGUUCUUUGGACGAUGAGUCAACCACAUCUACUACCUAAUAAAAAAAAAACUCCUCAGAUUUCAAACUCAACGAAGAUCCGUCGAAAAGAAACAACAACAAAAAAACAACAAAAACAAACGACUGUAAAUAACAUUUUUAUACAUUUUGUAUCUUUUUCAUUGGAGAUGAAGAAGAAAAAUCUCUUGUGAUGUUUCUUUUCUUUUUUUAAAGCGAUUUUGUCUGUGUGAGUGAGGUCGGUGCGAGUUUCUGUUGAGGGAGAGUUUAUUUUCCCCGUACCUAGAAAUACAAAAAAAAAAAAAAAAAAAAGACGAAAGAAACAAGAAUCCCCAAAUUUCUCCCCCUAAAAAAAUUUUUCCUCUGAAACUUUUCCUCACACCCAUCGACUUUAUGUAUAGCAGCAGGGGGUCCGGCAAUAGAACCUGAUGAGAUUAUCAAAACCGAAAUCUAUCCAGAUAUCAGGAAGUGAUUGUAAAUAGAAGAAGGGGGUUUAUUAUAAGGAGGAACAAGAUGAUUGUGCAGAGAGGGAUUGCUAUACAAAAAACACAACGGUGCAAAGUUCAGCUAUUAGCGUCCAGUCACGAGUGUCUCUUUCGGGAGAUUGUGCUGUUUCGUGAUCCACUGUGUUUGAAUGUGACCUGGUCAUCUGUGUAUCUUCGUGCCUGGUGCCGUCUGAACCGGACCAUAUCAGUCCGCUGAUAUCACAACACCAUAUCUUUAGUUGUCGCCUGGAGGCUCGGUGGGUGAAGGUCGAUAUCUCUGUCUGCCUCUCUGGUACCUUCUGCACUUUGAUGAUGCACCACGACUCAAACCUGCCUCAAGGGAUCGCCACGGGAAACGGCGACAGCAUCCACGGGACUCGUUUAUAUACGUAUAUAUAUAGAAAAUGGGAAAAAAAAAAAAAAAGCUUCUCUUGCAGAAGUUCUGUGCAAACCUAAGCCAAAGGGACUUCAAAACCUGUACGAAACAUCUCCACUUUUCCGUCACAGAAAUAACAUCUGCAGGGUGUGAACGGCUAAAGAUGGAUUUUUAGUUUAUUUUUUUUUAUAAUAACUGUGUCAUGAUAGAAGGCAAAAGUGGAUCUCUGUUUUUAUUAACGAGGCCUUAGAUCUACAAUACAACCCACUGUGUUUGGUGUCUAUAAGGAAGCGGAUUUUUAUUUGUUUGUUUUUUAUUAGGAGAUAAGCAGAUAAGAGGGAAGACAUGAGAUAUCUGUUUGGAGACAUGAAAGCAGCGUGGGAUCCGCCUGAAUAUAUCAGCUCACAGCUCUUUAUUUUUUCAGUUUCUGGGUGGAGAUUACCACCGGAAUAUGUUUUCUGUGUGAGGAAUUUCACAGAAAGCAUGCACAGGAUGAAGACUUUCCUACCAGAACACUCACUUUUCUUUUCUUUUCUUUUCCUUUCUUUUCUUUUCUUCUUUUUCCCCCACAUGGCUUAAAGCGCUACACAAAGAUGAGGUACAUUUCAAGAUCCGACAAAGAGGAAAAAGAGUAGAGGAGGUGCCAGCUGUGUCAGUGCUAAAAGGCUCUUAAGUGGGGUUUCCAUCAGCAGCGACAGCUUUUUUUAUCACAGGUGUUUCUGCAAGCUCUGAAUCCAGGCCUUAAGGUAGCAACACAUGAUGAAUGCAUGGAGGCUGAGAAUUUUUUAUGUUUUUUUUUUUUUGUUUUUUUUUGCAAUAAUGAAAUUGCUUCUGUAGAAGAAGAAGCUAAAUACAGCACAGGAGACACAGGACAGAAGAAUAACAACAUAAACCAGAUGAGGUUGACAGGAGAACGAAUUGGGUCAGAAACGGAGCAGAAACCUGACCGCAGGGAGGGAAGACGUGGACGUUACUCACCGCAAGAGAGAGGGAAAAGUGAAGUGGAUGGAAAUUCAGAAGCGCACACAUCUCCCCGGUCUGACCGCCGCUCGGUCAACUCCCGUGUCUUUGGGACGUGACAAGCGAAUAUCUAUCUGUCACACUGGUAUCGUUGCCAAAUAAAAAUUUAAAAAAAGAAAAGAAUACCCACCAGUCUGUUAAAGGAGUAGGACACCUAAACAAAAAAAAUAUAUCUCCAUUUAUUUUUUCACAAUUUCAUUUCUCUUCAACCGACCUUUAAUCCCUUUAAUCUACAGACAUGAGAUUUAUUUAUUGAUAAUUUAUCGACAGUAUUGCUGAUUCAUUUUAUUUUUUUAUUUAUUCAUUUAUUUUUGCCAUUCUUUUUUUGAAUGAGACGCCGUCGUUAAAGGAUGUAUGGAUGCUUUUUAUUUUUUCGUCCAGUAAUUGUUUUCUACAUGUGACGUUUCUUCUGAGUCUCUCGCAGCAGCAAAUUCAAAGAUGGAGGAUGAGAAAGCUCAAUUUUUCUUAAGCUUCAAAUAUUUACAUCUCGGAUUGAAAUCUGGUAAACUUCAAUUUCAGUAUCUAAACAUAUUCAGAUUAAAAGUCGAAUACUGGGUGUAAAUAUAGCGGUUGUGAUCCAUACCGGACAUCUUUUUACCCCCUGCACACUUUUAUAGAUGCAAAGCUGCAGCUUCACAAGCAUAAAAGCAGGUUAUUAACAGCUGCCACUAAAGGGUUAACAGGGUCGGGGCGAAUUCAGACUCAAGCAUUGUGGUUUCAAAUUAAACAAGAUACAAAAAAAAUAUGGUGGACUGAAGAUGGAAGAAAAGAAAGAGAUGGGGAGAGGAGGAAUGAUGGGAGAUUGUCUUUGUUGGCUCGUGUGUUCAUUAAAAGAUGCCUUCUGUCCCGCCGUCGGGAUGGAAACAGCUGUUCCCCUGUUACCGCGGAAACAAGAGAAAUGUUGGACAUUAAAAAGGAAAAAAAAGACUUAUUCCUACGAG
Messenger RNA from Mugil cephalus (flathead mullet), 15691 nucleotides. RefSeq names its product cadherin, EGF LAG seven-pass G-type receptor 3 (gene celsr3). The transcript has 37 exons. Gene Ontology annotation, cellular component: plasma membrane. Gene Ontology annotation, biological process: G protein-coupled receptor signaling pathway; homophilic cell-cell adhesion; cell surface receptor signaling pathway. Lineage: Eukaryota; Metazoa; Chordata; Actinopteri; Mugiliformes; Mugilidae. The record is from RefSeq and is a predicted model, not a curated record. Bases 677 to 12646 code for a protein of 3989 amino acids. Gene Ontology annotation, molecular function: G protein-coupled receptor activity; calcium ion binding.